GACAACACUGCUAAACAGCUAAGUCUGGCAACGUCAUUGUUUCCCAAUAAAUAUUUUAAGAGAAAAUAAAGAAAACUUACAAUUGACUGAUUAUUGAUUAAUCUGAAGCUAACGAAUCUCUGGACUCCGCUCUUUAGUUAAACGGCACGACUGCAAAUCAGAGCCCCAACUAGCAGUGAGAGCAAGAGCAAAUAGCAAACAGAAGCCUAUCAACCUGACAUCGACCCCGAACUCUCUUUUCCCCCCAAGAAACUUCUUUGGACCAAAGUUCAGCACAUUCAUUUGGCGAUCAGUCAAGAGUUUUUGACGAUCAGUUUAACUUUGUCGCGAUGGCUGACAACAAUAACUUGCGCACCGCAGUGAUUAACGACGCUCCAUUGCUGCCGCCGUCAAGUAGCGCUCCUGGAGGAGGCUUCUCUAGUGGGCCACCACCCGAUGCAGUGCUUCGGACUCCAUAUGCCGGUAAUGUGCGAGCCCUGCCACCACCCCUACCCCAGUCACCAUACCAACAAACACAAAGCUUAUAUGGAGGAUACGGAGGAGGCUAUAACUCUGGAGGAUUUGGCCUAGGUGGAGGAGGCUAUGGCGGCUAUCAAACCGGAGGUUUUGGCUACGGAUUAGGCUUGGGUAUGGGUGGUUUUGGCAGCGGCUAUGGCGGUGGUUACGGCGGUGGCUACAACCGAUUUGGCAUGGGCAUGGGAGCCAACGACCCGGAGCAGCGAUUUAUACAAAUGGCGGAGGCCAGUUCACGUCCAGCAUUCCAGUCAAUUGAAUCGUUAGUAUCGGCCAUUGGUAACAUUGCUUCCAUGUUGGAUUCGACAUUCUUUGCUCUGACCAGCUCCUUUCGCGCCAUUUUGGGUGUGGCGGCCAAUUUCGGACGAUUGAGAACGGUUUUUGCUCAGUUCUGGACAACAUUUGCCAUAUUCCGCGGACUUAAUUGGGUCUACAGAAAAAUUCUUUACUGGCUGAGAAUAUCGAAUUUGGAUCCCUCAUCAGUAGCAUUUAAAAAGGCUUUUGCUGAAGCAUUAAACGACAAUCAGGGUCAAACUGGAGGAGCUGGUGGACCAAAGCUGCCACGUAAAGGCACAUCCCCUUGGCCCGUAUUGGCGUUCAUCAGUUUCAUUUUUACGGCUCCCUACCUCAUCAUGAAGCUGCUGGGCACAGUGACGAAUACUGCACAGGAGGAAGCCCGUGAUCCGGCCAAGUGGACGGCACCCAUACAAACACAGGCCAUGUUCGAUUUCCAGGCGCGUAAUCAGAACGAGCUCUCUCUGCGAGUAGGACAAUCCAUUCAAGUGGCACCACGCGAAAUUCAACAGACUUUGAAUCUACUCAACACGGGAUGGGCAUUAGCUACCAUAAAUGGACAAACCUCGGGCAUAAUACCAAUUAAUUAUGUGAAAUCCCCGCAACAAAUACGCCAGGAGCAGCAAGCGCUUAAAGUUCCUUCUCCGCCCAGCGAUCAACCUCAACCAAGUUUAAUGAAUCUAUCAGCGGAUGCUUUUCCCGGCCCCCCACUUGAACAGCAACUGAACUAUGACUUCAAUUUAGCUGCCCAGCAACAACAACCUCUUGGACCUCCCUCAACGAUGGCAACAGUUCUCGAGGAGGGAUUCCCCUGAAGAGAUUUCUAGAUGUAGGAUUUGUAUUUCUUUUUGUUUAGUCUUAAGUUAUCCUUUGUACAUUUCCAUUCGUUGUUAGGGGUUUGGCUAGAAUGUCGGAACCGAAAUUUAAACUAUAAAAUUCAUUUGGUGUACCAAAAAUCUGAGUUAAGUUAUAUUCAAAACCAUAUUUAAUUCUAGUUUUGUAUUUAUUUUGAUUUUGUUUCGAAAUAAACUUGAAAUAUUUUUACCAAAAA
Drosophila willistoni is the source of this 1858-nucleotide messenger RNA. RefSeq names its product probable peroxisomal membrane protein PEX13 (gene Pex13). Gene Ontology annotation, cellular component: peroxisomal membrane; peroxisomal importomer complex; peroxisome. The transcript has 3 exons. Lineage: Eukaryota; Metazoa; Arthropoda; Insecta; Diptera; Drosophilidae. Bases 330 to 1622 code for a protein of 430 amino acids. Gene Ontology annotation, molecular function: protein binding. Gene Ontology annotation, biological process: protein import into peroxisome matrix, docking. The record is from RefSeq and is a predicted model, not a curated record.